AUCCCGUUGACAUUGCUGCAGGAGGAGCAGAGAGGAGGAGCAGAGGAGGAGGUGGGGACAGUACACCGGACCGGACCGGACCGGAGCAGAGCGGAGCGGACAGCCUGAAGCGUUCACUGACGGGAGCCGCGGUGCAGUGGCAGCCCGUCCUCCCCGCUUCCUCUCCCCGCCUGUCACGCUGUGAUCUCGGGGUCAGUUGGAACCAUGUACCGGCGGCCGCUGCAGGCCGCGGUCCGGACGGCUUUCAACGUGACAACGGCCAGAGGCUACGGGAAGGUUUUAGAUCAAGAAGUCGGCCUCUCCAGAGCUUUAGCAGCCAGAGUGUCCUCUCCGUGUUUAACACCAUGUCGGACAGUUCACAUGAGCACACAGCUGUCCAGCGUGAAGGAGACGCCCCAGCACACGGAGGAGGAGGUCGGAGCCUUCACAAAGCUGAUCGAGGCGAUGGGCUUCACCGGGCCGCUCAAAUACAACAAAUGGAAAAUUAAGAUUGCAGCUCUGCGCAUGUACACGUGCUGCGUGGAGAGAAUCAACUACGAUGACUUCUUUGAAAAGUGCUCCCUCCCCGACACACUGAACUCGUGGUUCUUGGUGGCACAGCUUCAUGUUUGGAUGUGUUUGGUUCGGAUGCGUCAGGAGGGCAGAGCGGGGAAGUACAUGUGCCGGUACAUCGUCCACUCCAUGUGGGAGGACGUCGAGCAGAGGAGCAAAAUCUUGGGGAUCGAUGCCAUCCAUAGAAAGGAAGCGAUGAAGGCGAUGACGGAGACGUUCUACGCCGCCAUAUUUGGAUACGAUGAGGGGAUCCUGUCUGAUGACUGUGUGCUGGCAGCAGCUCUGUGGAGGAAUCUGUUCAACCGAGACUGUGAAGACCCCCGACAGCUCGAGCUCAUGGUGGAGUACGUACGCAAACAGAUGCAGUACAUCGACGCUCUGGAUGGCGAGGACCUGCUGCUGACAGGUGAGGUGAAGUGGCGCCCUCUGGUGGAGGAGAACGCUCAGAGCAUCCUGAAGGUGGCCAGGCCGACGUACAACGACACCGGACUGUGAGGCGAGGAGACGCCGCCUCCUCCUCUUCUUCUCUUUCCUCCUGUCUGUAAUCAUGCAGCACUUUCCCGUCUCUUCACUCGUAUGUUGUAAGGAGGGAUUUUAAAUUGUUGCUGUAGCUUUUCUUCUUGGCUCCUCUCAGAAGUUUCUGGAGGAGCAGUGUUGUCAGAUAGACAGUCAGGGAUCUUCAUCAGGUCAGGUUUGAGAGCUCGGCCUCUUCCUCUCUCCACACGAGAACAAACACUCUGUAUUUAUAUCUCCUGUAUUUAUGAAGUAUUUUGUACCUCCAUGAUUACACUCUCCACCUGCAGAGGUGUCCGCUUACUUCUGUCAAAGGUUCACAGGUGACGUUUAAAUAAUGUUUCAGACGUCUGUCGUUCAUCGUCUCUGCUGCUCGCUCUAUUUUUCCCAUGAUGCUCUCAGACCUGAACAGGAAGUGACCUCAUCACAAACGACGAGAAAGUUUUUAAAAAAGUGAAAUAAUAAAAUGUUCAAUGUUUAAAAA
Molecule: messenger RNA, 1549 nt
Organism: Larimichthys crocea (large yellow croaker)
Lineage: Eukaryota; Metazoa; Chordata; Actinopteri; Sciaenidae
Gene: uqcc1
Product: ubiquinol-cytochrome c reductase complex assembly factor 1
Exons: 9
Coding region: 205-1047 (280 amino acids)
Biological process (GO): mitochondrial respiratory chain complex III assembly
Cellular component (GO): mitochondrion
Source: RefSeq, a predicted model, not a curated record